This is a messenger RNA of Venustampulla echinocandica, 669 nucleotides long. RefSeq lists its product as uncharacterized. The coding region runs from base 1 to 669 and encodes 222 amino acids. The record is from RefSeq and is a predicted model, not a curated record. NCBI's taxonomy places the organism in Eukaryota, Fungi, Ascomycota, Leotiomycetes, Helotiales, Pleuroascaceae. The transcript has a single exon.
AUGUCGGGCGUCCAGCGCCUCAACUUUGCGUCCUUUUUAGCUAAGCUGGCGUCAGUCCGUAUUAGCAAGGAUGGAUUGUGCCAGAUUGCCCUCGUCCUAUUCCGCUCUACUUUUGAGGAUGGACGAGACCUUCGCACCACAGAGAAGCCGGAUGAUGAAGAUACACAUCGAAGCAUCUCGAGUCUUGACAUUGCACAAUUAUUGCCAGCUGCCUGUUCGUGGAUCAAGGAGGCCAGUCACAAUCUCAUUCAACUCUCGGAUGUCUCAUGGAAUGAUUGCCCAAGCACGAUUGGCCAGGGUGGCCGGAUGUUCAUCGAAUCAGAGCUCGGGAAGCGAUCACCAACGGGAUUUACACCAUGGAGAUGGAUAUACUGGCUUAAGCGUCUCCACGAAAUUCAGGAGGAGGCAAAAGAAGCUAACGAGAAACGCCUGGAGGAGUAUGCCACCGAUGCCAUUGACCUCAUGGUCAGUAACGUGAAGGAACGGAACUCUGAAAUUCUAAGGGCUUACCAAAAUGGCGGGGAUAUCUUGCAUGAGGAUAAACAUUUGAUAUGCCUGAAGAGAGAAAGCCUGAUGAAGAAUAUUAAUGUCAAUAAACUCUCUCUCUCCCUCUCUCGUAUUUUUCAGCUCUCAAAUCUAAAGUCGCCCUCUUUGCCAAAUGAUCGCUGA